AUGCGCUUCAUUCGACUGACUGAGCAUGAUGUAGAUGAUGUCAUGAAGUUCAUUCUUGCCGACAUCGAAGCUGCUAAACCACUUAUGAAAUCACUGGCGCUCGAAAGGGACGACGCACGGUUAUUUUUCGAAGAUUUAUUGAACGAAGCAGUUAAUAGUGGUGUCUCGUUUAUUGUCAGGACAGAUGAUCACGAAAUUGUGGCCGCACGGCUGAGCACAUUCCGAACUCGUGAAGAAGCAUUUAGAGACGCUAGGCAUAUUCCUUAUCAUAACCUCACAACGAGACUUGAGCGAGCCAAAUCUGUCCUAUGGCAUUUAAAUCAGCAGUUCUGGAAUGAGGCUUCUCCUGACAUCAACAAAGUGUACUAUCUAAUGGCCGUGGUUGUAGAUCCACAUUAUCGAUACACAGAUAUGGUUGAUAAGUUGGUACAUUAUAAUAUGGAUGAGCUACGAACAGUGGAUGCGCAUGGUCUAUUGGCAAAUGCGGCUAUUUUUCACAAUGAAAUGCUACUUCACAGACUUGGCUACCGUGUAGUGGCUGAAACGAAUAGCUCUCCAAACACUUCAGAAGGACAAUUACAUCGACAUGACGAUGGCGUCAAAAAGGCACAACUUGUCUUCAAAGAGAUGUGGCGAGAUGAAAAUUUAGAAACACAUAUCGUCAUUUGA
Messenger RNA from Necator americanus (New World hookworm), 669 nucleotides. RefSeq lists its product as uncharacterized. Gene Ontology annotation, molecular function: N-acetyltransferase activity. Bases 1 to 669 code for a protein of 222 amino acids. The record is from RefSeq and is a predicted model, not a curated record. The transcript has 8 exons. NCBI's taxonomy places the organism in Eukaryota, Metazoa, Nematoda, Chromadorea, Rhabditida, Ancylostomatidae.